AUGACAUCGACAGUCACACUGACCCAUGGCUCCUCGGAAUGCUGGGACGAUGACUUUGCGUUCGAGGAGGAUGCGAUACCGAACAAUGCCUUGGCAGCAUCCACUUCAUCUCAACUGCAACGUCGCUCUCUCUCCGUCUCGCCCGUCAAGACGACCUCUGCUCGCUCAGCUGAGUCCACAAACUUCAAACGGAACAGUUUCGUGACGAGCGUGAAAGGUCGCACGAGUCAUGGUGGUCUGGUGAUCACUCAGGUCGAAUUACCUGAGCGGUUGUCUCGGUCUGCUUCGAAUGAGCACAGCAUAGAGGAGAACGUCUCGAUGGAGGAAGUACCCGACUGGGGUCAAGAUGACACAGCGCAUGCCACCGGCCGACUCUCAAAGCCAACGUCGAGAAGGCCGUCGACCCAAUCGACACGCGCCGCGCGUAGAGUCAUCAGCGAUCCCAAGUCGCCCGAUUCUGCUCUCGACAUCCUUGCAGAGAGAGAGAAAGCGAGUCAACGCCUUGCUGGACUACGUCCUUCUCCUCUCGAUCUCUCUGUGCCCAGCAGACCGCCCAUCAACCAACCCACAAGCGCGACCGAACGACCAGCGAGUCAGUCGCAGCCUGGCCUGUUCAGACGAAUCAGCCGGUCAGCUUCGUAUGUCGCCAGACGACCUCGCUCGCUCUUCGUUACAUCCUCAUCAGAGAGUGCAGUCACAAAGCAGAACAUAGAUGACCCAGGUGCAAUAGACGCUGCAAAGCGACCCGCGCUGGCUUGGCAAAACACCCUAGACGAUAUGUCCUCCCUGGCACUCAACAGAAACUCAAUGUCGCAUGCUAGUCCGAAUCUGAACUCUGUCUCCCCGGAAGCAGAUGCGGAGGCGAAAUUGGAAGAGUUGCGUUCGUCCGUUCUGCGAGCUGCCGUUCCGCUAUCACAGCGCGAGACGGAUGCUUCUCCACCCGAGUCGGGCACGAGUGUCACCACACCCAGUAGUAUGACCAGCUUGGCAUCCGGAUCGAGUCAGAUUCCACAUCGGCCCCGUAAACUGCGAAAGAAAUCGAGGACGGCUUCUUUACAGACUGCAGAGGAAGAGGCCAACAUCACCAGAAGAGGCUACAGGACUUCCGACUCGCAGCACUCGGAAGGCUCGCUCGCUCAUUCUAGCGCAUUGCCGCUCUUGUCUGCUACCGAUGACGCUUUCGACGUUGAGGACGCUCAUCUCGUGACCCUCAGCCCUGUUCUACCUUCUUUCCAUCCUUCGCUCUCUGGUCAGCCUGACUCGCCCAAGGAAGACAGAAGAGCCACGGCAGGCAACAGGAUAUCACGGUCCUUCUCUGGCUUGCUAGGCGCAAGAUCCCGCCAAAGUCAUAAGCAGAACGGGUUGGACGAGACGGGUACAGCUUUACCGCCUCUCCGACGGGGUAUAGACAGAACACCAGAUCGGUUGCCGCUGUCAGAUACAGAGCUAGAUGCGCAUGAAAAGGCAGCACAGCUGUCGACUUAUCCUCCUUGGGCGAGAGGUGCACGACCCCAUCUCAACGAAAGAGCGGGCAGUCUCGACGAAAGACAUGCUCGUCAGACUAGUCUGGGGAAUCUCAAGAUACCCAGCAGGAUAAUGAGCACGCAAGGCCAGCUCACAGAGAAUCUUCGUCUGAUCAGGCAGUUCAAGGUGACGAUCGAAAAUCUAAGACUAGCUCAAUCGGAAUACGACUCCAUCCUUGUCGAGAUAAUCGCAAUACAGGUCACAAGCCUGAAGGAAGCAAUCGAGCGUUCUGCGAUCUGGUGGGACAUUGCAAAGAUGCUCAUCCUGCUCAGCGACGGUUCAGAUGUCGACAGCGAGUCUGAGGAAGAGGUCGGCAACACGGACUGGCUGGCUCGAUACCGUCUAGCAUGUCAGAAUGCCAAAGCGGGCACGAUUAAAGACCUCCUGGGCGAGAUUGCCGGGCGCUUGUCUACGGAUCAACCAAAGAGCAGCGCAGAAAGACAUCGCAUUGUCAUAGAUAGCUUGCUGGCCAGCUCCUCAACCGCAUCUACACCUUCAUCGCCUUUCAUACCCGACGGAUCCCCACGCCAAAACCGCCGAGCGAGCAGAAUGGGCGUCACGGGGCUCAAAGAUCUACUCAAAUCAAUGCGAGUCCAGGGUCAAGACAGCGCCGUUUCAGCGGCGCCUGCCAAGAAGCUCGAUGUCACUGUAAACGACAUCGGCCGACUGCUCUCAAUCGCUCAGGGUACAAACAUGCACUGUGAUGAGACAUUGGUCACGCUCGAUAAAUUACGACGCUCUGUCCAUUGA
Messenger RNA from Mixia osmundae IAM 14324, 2274 nucleotides. RefSeq lists its product as uncharacterized. Bases 1 to 2274 code for a protein of 757 amino acids. Lineage: Eukaryota; Fungi; Basidiomycota; Mixiomycetes; Mixiales; Mixiaceae. The transcript is spliced from 2 exons. The record is from RefSeq and is a predicted model, not a curated record.